This is a messenger RNA of Umbelopsis ramanniana AG, 689 nucleotides long. RefSeq lists its product as uncharacterized. NCBI's taxonomy places the organism in Eukaryota, Fungi, Mucoromycota, Umbelopsidomycetes, Umbelopsidales, Umbelopsidaceae. The record is from RefSeq and is a predicted model, not a curated record. The coding region runs from base 161 to 556 and encodes 131 amino acids. The transcript has a single exon.
CUCCUGUGCUUGAAAUAAAUCAGUCUCGGAAGACUUGACAGAACUCUCUUCUCCCAUGGAAACUUUUCAUCACAUCAUUUCUGCUACCAUUCUUUUAGCCUUCUUGGUACCCAACAUAUACAUCGUAUAUCUCGUCACUCAGCUCUACUGAUACCUUAGCAUGUCUGCAAAUCUCAACAAUCUUUCUACCUUGGUUUACGCUCACUUGGCAGCCAACAGCGUUCACGGCGUGACUCAUCUCUUGGCAGGCGUUGGCCUGAAUGCUAUGCAAGUGGCUUUUGUCGGCAUUGACGUUAUGAUUCUCCCUCUCGUAGGCUUGUAUAUGUACAAGCAGAACCAGCAUCAAGGCGCACUUGUCUGUCUUUUAUCAAUUUUUGCAUCUGGCAUGUUUGGAACCUAUUACCAUUACAUUUAUGUCUCGGCGGACAAUGUGUCACAGAUACCAUUCACCGUUGCUGGCAUUUUAUUCAUGAUCACAGCCUUUCUGAUAUCUUUCGUAGACGGUACAUCUAGUUUCCUCAUCUAUAGAAUGCUUUAUUUGAACAAAGCAGAUUAGAAAGUAGCAUUAAAUGAAUGUCAUAGACUAUUUGGAGUCUCUUUUCUAAAUGAUGAUGAGACCGUCCGAUUUCGUGCUUGUUAUGCUUUUUUUUAAUCAUAGGAAUCCAAGCAGUAGAAUGAUUCCAAAGAAC